Messenger RNA from Nycticebus coucang (slow loris), 4784 nucleotides. RefSeq names its product TBC1 domain family member 24 (gene TBC1D24). The transcript is spliced from 9 exons. Bases 193 to 1875 code for a protein of 560 amino acids. NCBI's taxonomy places the organism in Eukaryota, Metazoa, Chordata, Mammalia, Primates, Lorisidae. The record is from RefSeq and is a predicted model, not a curated record.
GCGGGGCCGCGUGCGCGCGUGCGCAGUGAAGCCGCCGCCGUCGUGCGGCGAGCUGAGGAGCCGGCGGCGCGGCGAGCAUGUGAGAUGGCAAAUAUGUUAGCAGGAACCCCUCACAGAGGGGGCUAGAGGAUUUAGCCACUCUUUGUUCCUUCCUGGUGGCCCGGGACCCUCAUCCUGGGCACAGCGGGCACUAUGGACUCCUUGGGAUACAACUGCUUUGUGGACAGAGACAAGAUGGGUGCUGCCAUCCAGGACCUGGGACCGAAGGAGCUAAACUGCACUGAGCUACAGGAGCUGAAACAGCUGGCACGCCAGGGCUACUGGGCUCACAGUCAUGCCCUGCGAGGGAAGGUGUACCAGCACCUGAUCCAGGACAUCCCCUGCCGCACAGUUACACCCGACGCCAGUGUGUACAAUGACAUGGUGGGCAAGAUUGUGGGCAAGCACAGCACCAGCAGCCUGCCCUUGCCUGAGUUUGUGGACAACACCCAAGUGCCCAGCUACUGUCUAAACGCCCAAGGGGAAGGAGCUGUGCGCAAGAUACUCCUGUGCAUUGCCAACCAGUUUCCUGACGUCUCCUUCUGCCCUGCCCUGCCAGCUGUGGUGGCCCUGCUGCUCCACUACAGCAUCGACGAAGCUGAGUGCUUCGAGAAGGCUUGCCGAAUCCUGGCCUGCAAUGACCCUGGCAGGAAGCUGAUUGACCAGAGCUUCCUGGCCUUUGAGUCCUCUUGCAUGACAUUUGGGGACCUGGUGAACAAAUACUGCCAGGCAGCCCACAAGCUGAUGGUGGCCGUGUCAGAGGAUGUCCUGCAGGUCUAUGCAGACUGGCAGCGCUGGCUUUUUGGGGAGUUGCCCCUCAGCCACUUUGCCCGCGUCUUUGACGUCUUCCUAGUGGAAGGUUACAAGGUGUUGUACCGUGUCGCCCUGGCAAUCCUCAAGUUCUUCCACAAGGUGAGAGCAGGGCAGCCACUUGAGUCUGACAAUGUGAAGCAGGAGAUCCGCGAGUUUGUCAAGGACAUUGCCAAGACCGUGUCCCCUGAGAAGCUGCUAGAGAAAGCGUUUGCCAUCCGCCUCUUCUCCCGCAAGGAGAUCCAGCUGCUGCAGAUGGCCAAUGAGAAAGCACUGAAGCAGAGGGGCAUCACUGUCAAGCAGAAGAGUGUUUCACUUUCUAAAAGGCAGUUUGUGCACUUGGCUGUCCACCCAGAGAAUUUCCACUCAGAGAUCGUCAGCGUGAAGGAAAUGAGAGAUAUCUGGUCCUGGGUCCCUGAGCGGUUCGCCCUCUGCCAGCCUCUCCUUCUGUUCUCCUCGCUGCAGCAUGGGUACAGCCUGACGAGGUUCUACUUCCAGUGUGAAGGACAUGAGCCCACCCUCCUGCUCAUCAAGACCACACAGAAGGAGGUGUGUGGAGCCUACCUGUCAACAGACUGGAGUGAGAGAAAUAAGUUUGGAGGCAAGCUGGGCUUCUUUGGGACCGGAGAAUGCUUUGUGUUUAGGCUGCAGCCUGAGGUGCAGCGCUACGAAUGGGUGGUCAUCAGGCACCCAGAGCUGACCAAGCCGACAUCCCUCAUGUCCUCAGAGACCAACAUCUCUUCCACGCCACUCAGCCACUCCUCAGACCCCGCUGACCGCCUCUCACCAUUCCUGGCUGCUCGGCACUUCAACUUGCCCUCUAAGACUGAGUCUAUGUUCAUGGCAGGGGGCAAUGACUGCCUCAUCAUUGGGGGAGGUGGUGGCCAGGCACUUUACAUCGAUGGGGACCUGAACCGGGGCCGAACGGGCCACUGCGACACCUUCAACAACCAGCCCCUCUGCUCGGAGAACUUCCUGAUUGCUGUCAUCGAGGCCUGGGGCUUCCAAGACCCUGAUGCUCAGUGACAGGCCUACACCGAUGAGCCUGAAGCUCUUGCUGGCCUCGCUGCAUGUUCACACCUGGAGAGGUGUCCAGGGAGGGCCCUUAUGAAAGACCCAGACCAACCUGCUAUACCGCCAGGGGCCUGCCCACUAGGACUUCCUAGCCAUCCUCCUUUCUAGCCCUAUAGCCUCCCUGAUCCCCCUGUAGCCUCUGUCACUGCAGUGACCAAGACCCAGGCUUCUGUUCACAACAGUCAGCAUGGCAUGCUGUCUCAGACCACUCCCCCUUUUCUUCACCAGGCCCUGGUGUCCUCCCCAGGGCUCACAGCACCUUCCUGGCCACCCUGCAUGGAUGCACAUCUUCCCUCUGUCCUUCUGGUGGCUCUGUGGCCAGACACAGGUCAGAGUGUUCUGCCACCUGUUUCGUUACAGCUUCUGGGGGCCUGAGUCCCUACACUGCCAAGACCUUGUGCAGGCUAUAAGUGCACAGGAGGUGCCAGGGAGGACUUGUGCCAGGUACUACAGGGAGAAGCCCCAUGACCUCAUGACCUGUCUGCAGCUAGGGUCUGGGCACCACAGAGGGAAAAGAGAAGCAGGGGCCCAACUGGUUGUGCCAGGGCAAUGAAGGCCUGGGUCACAGGUACAGAUGCCAGGAAUCCUGUCCUACCCCCAUCCUCCAGUGGCUCCAGCCAGCACCACUUGGGGUCCCUGUGCCCAUCUCCACAUUUUGUUUUUCUUCCUGUUGGGGGGUCAUCCUCCUUUGCCCAUUUACUUGCAUCACCACUGAAUGGAGUCACAGUGGAACAGGAAGAAGAACCAGGAACACUGUGGCUCUGGGCAAGCUGAUAAGCCUGCCUGGAACUCAGUUUCCCUAACUGUGAAGUGGACCUGUCAUCACCUGCCUUGCUGUCCUCCUAGAAGGAAAAAGGUGGGACCCCUUUUUCCUACAGACUGAUGUAGCCCUCCCCCCACCCAUCCCAUGCCUCACAGCUGUGGUCUAUAUGGCCAACUAAGGUGUUCAUUAAACACAAUCUUGUUGCAUUGACCCAAGGAUCCAAGUCUGGUCUCUUCAGCCAGAGCGGCCCCCAAGGACCUCCCUGGGGCCUGUAGCCACACAGACACCCUUCUACAAACACAGCCUGACUGUAUGCUUCCCACUGCAGACUUCUGGGUUGGGAAGUUGAUUUUCUGGUGAGAAAGUCUAGCAGGUUCUGUAUGUCUGCCUCAGAAAGCCAGACCAGGAGAUCAAUGCCACUUAGUCACAGUUCUACAUCAUGAGCAAAGCUCUUUGCUUUGUGUGUGCGUACAUAAUACUCAUUUUCUUUAAGUUUAAUAUAUUUUCCUAACUUUUCUACUAACCUAGAAGGUAUGUAUGAUUUAUUUUUUAAUUUUUUAAUUUUUUUUUUUGUAGAGACAGCCUUACUUUAUCACGCUCGGUAGAGUGCCGUGGCAUCACACAGCCCACAGCAACCUCCAACUCCUGGGCUUAGGCAAUUCUUUUGCCACAGCCUCCCGAGUAGCUGGGACUACAGGCGCCCGCCACAACGCCCAGCUAUUUUUUUUGUUGUUGCAGUUUGGCUAUGGCUGAGUUUGAACCCACCCCCAUCGGUAUAUGGGGCCAGCGCCCUGCUCACUGAGCCACAGGCACCACCCUAUUACCUCUAUUUUUUAUUCUCUUUUUUAUUUUUUAUUUUUGAGACCGAGUGUCAAUCUGUCACCCUGGGUAGAGUGUCGUGGCAUCAUAGCUCACAGCAACCUCUGACUCAGGUUGGUCUCUUAACUCCUGAGUUCAAGCAAUCACCUGCCUUAGCUCUCAGAGUGCUAGGAUUACAGGCAUGAGCCAGUGUGCCCCAGCCUAUUUCUUCUUUCUUUUCUUUCUUUUUUUUUUUUUUUUUUUUUUGCAGUUUCUGGCCAGGGCUGGGUUUGAACCCACCCCCUCCGGCAUAUGAGGCCGCCGCCCUACUCCUUUAAGCCACAGGCGCUGCCCUAUUUCUUCUUGAUUAUUUGUCAGUUAGUUUUUUUGUGUGUGUGUGUGUGUGUGUGUGGUUUUUGGCCAGGGCUGGGUUUGAACCUGCCACCUCCAGCAUAUGGGACCAGCACCCUACCUCUUUGAGCCACAGGCGCUGCCCUAUGUCAGUUUUGAUGUUAAAAAUAAGCCAAAAUUUGGUAGAAUUGCUUAAUGAGUUGUAUUUUCAACAUUGUUUUAAUCAUUUUAAUAGACCACUUUGCACUGAAUAAACAUUUUUAAAACAACAAAAUUGAACCCAAUUUAAACCAGUUUGUUAAAUAAAAUGUAUGCUUCUAGGGUGUCAGAAAAAUAAUGUUUUAAAAACUUUAUAAUAUGAAAGGAGAUCAUUUAUACUUUAUAUGUCAGAGUUUUAGUUGAACUAAAAUAUUUCAAUUUUUCUAUUCUUGUAAGCUACAUGCUUAAUUUUUUUGAGUUUUUCAGUGCAAUUUAUUUUAGAACAUUCUGACAAUUUCAGAAGACCUUCAAACUUAUUUCUCGAAUCCGUAAGGCCUUUGCAGUCUGCUUAAGUAUUUUCUAUUUAAUAAUUUAGUUUUUUUAACUUUUUAUUUUGAAGUAAUUUUUAGUUUGAGGAAGAGUUGUAGGGAUGGCGCAGUUACCAUUUGCCCUCACCCAUCUUCCCUUAAUGUUAAUAUUGAAAUAAUGUCGAUGAAAUGCUAUUAACUAAACCAUAGAUACUAUUCAGAUUGCCUCGGUUUUUUUAUUCUCCAGGAAUAGAUAAAAUUUUUUUUUUUCUUUUUGAAACAAAGCCUCAAGCUGUCGCCCUGAGUAGAAUGCCGUGGCAUUACAGCUCACAGCAACCUCCAACUCCUGGGCUUAAGCUAUUCUAGCUAUUCUCUUGCCUUAGCCUCCCUAGUAGCUGGGCCUACAGGCGCUUGCCACAACGCCUGGCUAUUUUUUGAUUGUA